Cyphellophora europaea CBS 101466 is the source of this 327-nucleotide messenger RNA. RefSeq lists its product as uncharacterized. The transcript has a single exon. Bases 1 to 327 code for a protein of 108 amino acids. NCBI's taxonomy places the organism in Eukaryota, Fungi, Ascomycota, Eurotiomycetes, Chaetothyriales, Cyphellophoraceae. Gene Ontology annotation, molecular function: ATPase activator activity. Gene Ontology annotation, cellular component: PAM complex, Tim23 associated import motor. Gene Ontology annotation, biological process: protein import into mitochondrial matrix. The record is from RefSeq and is a predicted model, not a curated record.
AUGGCAACGACGACCAUCGCCGCCGGUCUCGGCAUCGCCGGGGCCGCAUUCCUUGGGCGCGCCGGCCUCGUUGCCUUCCGCCGCUGGCGCAAUCCUGACGCCUUCAACGCCCUGGGCAAAGCCUUUUACAAGGGUGGAUUCGAAUCGAAGAUGACGAACAAGGAGGCCGCGCUGAUAUUGGAGAUCAAUGAACGGACAAUGACGAGGGACAAACUGCGGAAAAGGCAUCGUGAAGUGAUGCUUUUAAACCACCCCGACCGAGGAGGCAGUCCGUACCUGGCUAGCAAAAUCAACGAAGCCAAAGAGUUGUUGGAUAGAGGUGGAUGA